This is a messenger RNA of Mollisia scopiformis, 775 nucleotides long. RefSeq lists its product as uncharacterized. The transcript has 4 exons. The record is from RefSeq and is a predicted model, not a curated record. The coding region runs from base 247 to 504 and encodes 85 amino acids. Lineage: Eukaryota; Fungi; Ascomycota; Leotiomycetes; Helotiales; Mollisiaceae.
GAUAAGACCCUUGUGGCUGUGCGCCGAUAAGCCUAACAUGCGCCAAGGCUCGGCUAGCUUUUUAGACUUGCUUUCACUCGCCUAGCCUACCUAGCAAGGGCGGAAAAAAGCGGCCGUUUUUGUAGGCGAAAACCACCCAAAAAUUCGGCCACUCUUUUCCGCCCCUGAGAGCCUAGCCUCCAGAAUGCCUCAUGGAACAUCCAGCACCACCUAGGACUACGAAUUGAUCAAAUCUAUCUGAUAGCCAUGUCAUCCAACGACGCUUCUUCCGAAGCUGACCCCUGGGACGCUAAGACAAGUCAAACAUUUGAAAGUAAACGAGCUGGGGAGUACUUUGAUCCCUGUCAGGAAGCUGCAUCAAGAAGCCUGAAAUGUCUCCAUCGCAACGGUGGUGACCGGGAAAUGUGUACGGAUUAUUUUCAGGCAUAUAGGGAUUGCAAACAGCAAUGGAUUACCGCAAGAAAGGAGGCAAAACGGAAGGAAAGAAAGGGCUGGUUCUCAUGAAAAUGUGUGUUAUCGAUUGAGGACUUGCUCGCUGUACAAUAUGUAAUAUUCACUUUGUACUAAAGCUCAAUUCUGGGCUAUCUUAUGAUGACAAUGGCGAUUUUCAAAACAGAGACGAAAGUGAGAGAGCUUUGAUGAGGAUUGAAGUGGUACAUUCCUGUAGACAUCAUAGCAGAAGCCUUCUUUUUCUGUUUGCGACCUAGCAUAUUACCACCAAAGAAAAGAUUCGGGAGAGACCUCUGGAGUAUCAGAAUUCAAACAUUCCCUUGAG